UCCGUGUGUAAUAGUACGUGGAGGGCGUUGGAGAUUUGGUUGAAAUGUUUUGUCCCAGCUGUGGUCAAAGUGCGAACGAAAGCAGGAAGUAUUGUUAACAUUGCGGCAGGACGAUACCAGCUUUACAAGAUGAAUGAAGAAGCAAUUGAAGCAAUUUCGUCGUUGGACAUUCAAGCUGAGAACGAAUGCGAGAAGGGGCCGAUUGGGGCACAAGCCACAAGUAUUGAUGCAGGGCCGAGUGGAGCACAAGCCACAAGUAUUGAUACAGUAACAAACAAAUUCGAAGAUUAUGAGUUGGGAAGUGAUAUUCUUGAUGAUCUUGAUAUGAUAUCGGAUGAGGAAACAGAGGAAUACAAACGAAUACUGAAGGAAACGGGAUAUACAGCUUUUCGUGAAAAAUUAGAAGACACAAUCAAUGGAUGGAAAACAAUCCAAAUAAAUAUUGCUGUAACAGGAGAAUCUGGCACAGGGAAGUCGGCCUUUAUCAACUCUUUUAGAGGGUUAAAAGCUGAUGAUCCUGGGGCAGCUGAAGUCUCCGCGGUCGAAACGACUAUGAAACCGACAGCUUACCCACACCCUGACAAUUCAAAUCUUCAGGUUUGGGAUUUGCCGGGAGUAGGAACGUUAACCUUCACGCGGGAGAACUACUUGCAGGAAGUAGAUUUAAGUCGGUUUGACUUUGUUUUGCUCCUGUCGUCUUCGCGGUUUAAGGAAAAUGACAUUUGGCUCGCAAAGGAAAUUCUCAGGUUGAAGCCAAAUUUUAAUUUGUUCUUUGUAAGAACAAAGAUCGACGAUGAUCUUCGCUCCGCCAAAAAGGCACACAACAAAAUUCAGACGCCCGAAGAUAGGCAAGCAUUGCAGCAGAAGGUCAGAGACAAUGUAAAGCUCAAAAUUCAGGAAGGCAAGAUAUUCAAUGCAAAUAUAUAUCUGGUCGACAACUAUGACAUAGCAGCUUUUGAUUUUGGUACAAUCUUUUCGAAACUGAUCCUAAAGGUUUCCACUCUAAAAAGGGAAGCAAUGAUCAUGUCAUUGACUGGUAUUACAAACGAAGUUGUUCAGAACAAGCUCGCUAUUUUGAAAAGUAGAAUAAGCUUGGUUUCUAAAACCGCGGCAGUGGCUGCAGUCUUUGUAAAGUCGGGCACAAACAAGUAUUCGGCAGAAAUAGACGUGUUGCUAGAAGAGUGCAGAUUUUAUCGUUCGCAGCUAGGACUCAAUUUAGAUUCGUUAGAAAUCAUCGCAAAACGUCUGGAAAUUGAGUUCGAAGAAUUGCUGGUCAAGUUGUCAAUGAAAUCACACAUAUAUGUUGAAUCCGAGAAUAGGUUUGCCAUGUAUUAUACAGGGUUUGAAAAAUUUGACCAAAGCAUUUGGAAUUCACUGCCACUUAUUGGAAACAUGUUAAAGGUCCAAGCUUACCAGAAGCAAUGCGCUUUUGUUCUGAAGAAGUUCCUUGGCAUGUGUGCAAAAGAAACGCAUGACCUACAGAUGCGCAUGGCCAUGGCUUUAGAGGGAUCCGAAUUUUAGAGUCUAGACAGGAGAACCAAACGUCAUUUUCCUUGAACCCGUCGAAUGUAAAUAAACAAAACUACUCUGCUUAAAAAGGUUUUUGUGUGAUUUUUUACAAAUUCUAACAAUAGGUCUGAAAAAGACAUUAGUUAUGUUUGUGUAUGUUUCUAAUGUUAGAAGUGUAUUGUAUUGAUAAUUAUCACUAACCCUAACCAUGGCGCUGCUGUUUCUAUUGCAUACUUAAUAUGUUACUCCUACCAUUCGCGGUAAAUAAAAUUAUAACUUUCCUACACUGAAUAAAAGUCAACAUUUUGAAUUUCGUCCGAAUUUUUAUGAGAUCGGUGGUCUGCAUAAACUAUAGCCCAUGGUAGGAAAAGUAUGAUGUCAGAUCAAACUUUACGUCUUAAUGUCAAAAAUAAAGAAUCAUGAUGCGUUUUGGCGUUUGAAAUAUCUUAUUUUGUUUUGUAAUAGAAUACUAUUUACAUUAUUGUCAAUUUGGUCUGCAUGAAAGUAUGCAGAACUCUUUUCAUUCAUUUUACGGCAAAACAUAAAACGUGCACUUAUGUUAUGAUGGGAUGUUGAGUGGCCGGUUGUGUAUUUCUAAACAAGUUCAUUAUAUAUGUUUCAUUUUUUUUUAAAUCUUUUUCGUUUGAAUAUAUUUAAUUUUGAUUUGUUAAUUACCGCUAUAAGAUGUGUGCAUUGUUAUGUUUUUGAUAUAUUCGAAUGUAUUGAAACAUUCGGUAAAAAAUAAUUUACAAGUAACGAAAUGUUUGCCAAUAUAGCAAUAAGUAAAAGUGUUGUGUAAAAGGAAAUGAUUUGUCAAAAUGAAUGUCAAAGAAGUGAUAUAGUUUUAUAAAAAAUAUAAGAGUUAGGUCAAGUUCGAAUGCAAUGCAUAUAAUAUGAUGCUGAUUUUGUCAUCUUGUCAUCAGGUAUGACAUAUACAUUUAUCUUAUUGUGAAAAUUUGAACUAAGUCAUACCUUCGCUCAUGUCCCCAAAUGAUUGAUUUGCUGACACUUUCUUUCAUCUUUCUCAAUACCCGUAAAUAUCUAACAUUUUUAUUUUCUUCUAAACCAUACAUGAGGUCUACAUCUCUUAAUAAUUAGAACUGAGUCAUAUUUAGAUCAAAUGGGUCAGUGUUAACGUUCAAAGCAUAUUUGUUUCAAUGUUUUAAAACUUUGCAAAACUUGAUAAGCAGUUUGCUCUAUAUGUUAAUGAGACAGAACAGGCCUGUCAAUGUACCUGCUUCAUUGUCCUCUUUUUGUGGACAUUUUAUUAAUGUACGUAUUUUAUAAUCGCCUUUUCGAACUAAUAUUUCUGAGAAGUCAUACAAUGUAUUUUGAAACUAGAGCUGUAUUGGCCAUUUAAGGCGAAUUGUGUUUGAUUUGGUGAAACAAGCACACGCACGCGCGCGCACGCACGCACGCACGCACGCACGCACGCACGCACGCACGCACGCACGCACGCACGCACGCACGCACGCACACACACACACACACACACACAAUCGCGACAGAGCGUUCAUACUGCAUGGACGCACAACAAAUAAGAAUCAAUCCUUAUAUUUACUUUUUCCCUGGUUAUUUGUUUAUUCUUUUCGAUGUAAAGGGUUCGAGAACAAGUCUGUAAUUACAACAAAGGGAACAAAACGCGAGCGCAGGUGUAAAUGGUAAGAGAACUUGUCGCCCUUGGUUUUUAAGCUUGUGGUUCUUUUUAUCAUCCGCGUAAUAAAUAGUCCAAAAGUAAUUUGCAGAACAUACAUAAAUAAUCCAAGAUUCAUUUAAAUCAUUUGGUAGUUACUGUAAUACAUAUGUUGGUGAUAAUGAUUUUCUUUGUAAUAGUCUUGUUUUAAUCACGAAAAAUAUCAAUAUAUUUCAACUCCUGUUUUACAUAUGCAUGGCCAAUGUGAGUGGACAUAGUAAAUGUUGUUACGAUGACUUUAUGGAUUACGUUCAGUUGAACAGGUAAAAAUAGCGUCAAAAUAUUAUUAUAUUGUUUUACUCGAAAAAUACAUGACAAUUUGAAAGGUUCGAAUCAUUUCUUGUAUUUUAAUAUUGUUUUAUAAUAAGUAAUGAUAUUUUAAAAUAUUCUUCUUUAAUAUAAGGGAUGCCAUUAUAUCAUUCUUAUGAUGACGAAAUGCAUUCCGACAUUUCACGUGUCAAAAUUUGUAAAAAACGUACGGUGAUUCACCAGAGCAAAAUCAGAGCGUUGCAUUCUCGCAAAACUCCGCAAACAAAGGUCACGAAAGGUCGACCGGUUUAUACAAAAUGAACACAAGUUUUAUCGUUCAGAAAAUCAAGUACGAAUGUAAAUAUAUAUUAUGUAUAAAAUGAAAUAUGGACUAUAUACGUUUACAACGGAAAAUAUAGUACACUUAUUACUAGUAACAUACCAAUUGCAAAUGUUCAUACGUGAACGAGUCGUUAAAGAAGUAUGGAAUUAAUUAGUUAAUUAACAUGUACUGAGGUACUUUUUAUCGAUGUUUGAUUCUGAAGUAAAGUUAGUUGGCGCUUUAUGCCCUCCAACGGUUUUGCUCUCCAACUUGGAGGAAUAAAAGAUAUCUAUCUAUCUAAAUAUUGAAAAGAGAGAAGACAAAGGAAAAUUGAUUGAUUUUGAUUUUAAGAUAUGUUUUAUACAAUGUCGAGUUGUUCUUCGUACCUAAUUUGCCAGUCAAGCCUGAAAUUGUAUGAACACUGUACUGGUUAGCGACCUAUUAUUCGCCCGUACCACUUUUUCGCCCACCCAGUUAAAAGCAGUCGAAACGAAAUAUUUUACACAAAUCAGUAUGGCGUUUCAUUGCGGCAUCAUUUUUGACAGAUAUCAGCUGUUUUUUUGCGUUCAAAUGUAAGUAGUAUGUGGAAUUUGACCAAAAUAAACAUUGUUUACACUUCUGACCUUGUAAGUUGAAUGCGGGGAUUACGUCAUCACGCGCGCGCUCAUUUGCAUGAGGCCCUGUAAGGAUUUUUUUAAUUUUCAUUAUAUCUUGCACUAUCAGACGACAUUAUUGAUUUGUCAUUAUAAAGUAAAAAACAGGUGUUAAAUUAUACAAAUACCAUAAAUUGCUGUAUUUUACGUUCAAUUUUAGAAAAAGCAAAUGGUAAAACCUGAAAACGGUGAAGUAAUCGCUGAAUUUUUCGUCUAAGGAAAGCAACUCAAAUUUGAAUUAAUGAUAACAUUCUUGUACGGACAUGCGUGGUCCCUCUUCGGAAGUCUAUAAAUAACCAUACGUAGUGUAGGUCAUGUUUUAAGAAGGAAUCCCGGUAGCUUUUUCAAUUUCUGCAAAGAGGUGGCUUACCAAGUAGGUGCUGUAUCAUUUAAAACAUACAUAAACAGUAUGUAAUAGUUAACAUAUUAUAUUUAUUGAUCAAUUGUCGUUUUAAACGGUCGCUAGACUUGUCAAAUAAAAUAAAAAUGUUUAAAGAUAUAGUUUAGAGAGAAAUAUAUGAAAACAUCGUAUGAACAGCGAAUUUAUGGAGUGGGCGAAUAAUUGGUACAGUAGGGUGCUUAUUUUAGCGAAAUUAUAGGGGUACUUUGCACGUGGGAAUAUUCGGAAUCCCUUGCUAUUUUUAAAAACAAAUUACACAGUUUUUGUCGGAAGGGCCGACCUAUCUGAGUGUAAAGUUUUAUCGUAAUAGCUAUCUUGUGUCAAAAGCAACAUAGGAAAAACCUCCAUUUCCGGCCGAAAAGGGGUCGCUAACCUUUCUAUUAUUAUAAUAUAUGUGUUGAUUUUGUUGUUUGACCAUUUAACAUGUAUUUAGUGUAUCGUGUUUAUAUUACAUGUACAUUGAAUCAUUUAAGCUUCAUUGGUAGUCAAAAUACAAGAUGCAAUUAAAAAGAUAAAGUCGGGUAUAUGCUUACAAGAAAAAUUUGCUCUAUAAGUAAUAUUCCAACAUUUCUUUUGUCGUUUAAAAAAUGGUAGACACAACGAGACUUUAAGGAUAGUAUUUAAUGAAAAUGGAUCGUCCGAUUUACAUCAAAUGCAAGUUUGAGAUCACCAUCAAGGAAUACUAAGGAUAUUGUUUAUAUAAUAUAAUAUUUGUCAAUCUUGUAAUAUUUUCGAAUACAUAUUGAUUUUUUAAAUAUAACGUGCAUUUCAAAAUCAGAUAAGGAUACAUGCACCCAAUCAUAUUAAAUACCAUGGAGCUAUUUUUACCAAAAUGUUAACACGAUUCGUUGUAAAACUUUCUGUAUUUGCAUAUUAUCGAGCAUUUGAAUACAGUCAUGAACGUUUCGGAAAUAACUCAAGUGUUAGAUAUUGAUAUGCAAUAUUAAAAGAAUUGCUGGAUAUGUCCAAUAUAGAGUACAAUAAACAUAAAAAAUGUAAAACAUUAAAAAAUAAGGUAAUUUCUUACCUUGAACAUUAAUCGUUCUUAGCAUAUAUCUUAUUAGAUACAAUUUGGUUACAACAUUAUGCAUGCAACUGUACGUCAUGUUUGACAUAUAUGCUUCUUUAUAUUUAGUA
Messenger RNA from Mya arenaria, 5963 nucleotides. RefSeq names its product T-cell-specific guanine nucleotide triphosphate-binding protein 2-like. Gene Ontology annotation, molecular function: GTP binding. Gene Ontology annotation, cellular component: membrane. NCBI's taxonomy places the organism in Eukaryota, Metazoa, Mollusca, Bivalvia, Myida, Myidae. Bases 130 to 1521 code for a protein of 463 amino acids. The transcript has 7 exons. The record is from RefSeq and is a predicted model, not a curated record.